GUCCCACGGGAUCAGUAAAUUAAUAUUGUUUUGAUGUUUUAUAUGAUGAUUAAAGAUAUCUAGAGGCAAAAACAUUUCACACAUCAUGAUUGGAGAUUUAGUAUCAGGCUCAGAAUCUUCAAAGCUUGUUCUUAUUGAAGAUUCCAUCGACGCCUGUGGAAGAAAUCUUCUAUUGUCUUACAUCCUAUCCUUAUCAAAUAGAGUAGAUGAAGUUCACCUCAUUUUAUAUGAUGUCAGAGCCCAGGACACUUGUGAAGAAAUCAAAUCAUUGGGAGUUCAAAAUGUCAAAGUACAUGAUGCAUCAAAAGAUCUUCUUGGAUGGGAAAAAUCCCCUGGGCUAGGACUUCACACAGACCUCAAGGCUUACAUAAAAGAAAGAAUAUCUCAUGGGAGCAAAUCUGUGGGAGUGGUAUUGGAUUCUCUAAGUCCUUUGUUGACACACACAUCUCCUCCUUUUACAUGCAAGACUCUUCAUGGACUGGCCUUUUCUGCAGAUCUAGGGUCACAGGUUCAACAGGUUGUUGGUUUAAUCCAUGGGGAUCUCCAUGACGACAACAGCCUCACUUUGAUUCAUCACACUGUUACAACAAUUCAUAAACUGGUGCCAGCCAUAACAUCUUACUCAAUGUUUUGCUGCAAUACACUACACAAGAAAGCCUCAGGAAAAGUGAUCAAAAUUAAAGAGAGUUUCAACAUAACAGAGGACUUUCGAGUCACAGGUGUUGCUGAAGUAAAGCAGCUAACUCAAAGUGUCCCUCAGGAUCAGAACCAGACAGACCCUGCAGCAAACCUCCCAUUCAAUUUAUCAUUGUCUGAAAAAGAGAAGGAGGCCAGGAGCCAAGUCAUCCUCCCUUAUACAAUCAACAAAGAAAGACAGGAAUCUGUACUGGCUAAAUCUGUGGGAGAAGGGAAGAUUUUUUAUCAACCAGAUGAAGCUGAUGAUUUUGAUGAGGAGGAUCCGGAUGAUGACCUUGAUAUUUGAACUUUUGCCCACUGGGUUCAUGUAUACUACAUUCAGAAGGAUAAUAUUUAAUAUCUAGUAAAACCAAAACAGGCAACAAUGACUUCAGCACAACGUUAUAUCGACUCCUGAUAAAAAAAAAACUUAUAACUGAGCAUUGCAUUUAUGGACUGAGUUAAUGAAUAAAUGAAUUUCCUUUUU
This is a messenger RNA of Saccostrea cuccullata (small rock oyster), 1162 nucleotides long. Its product is annotated as elongator complex protein 5-like. Lineage: Eukaryota; Metazoa; Mollusca; Bivalvia; Ostreida; Ostreidae. Bases 86 to 982 code for a protein of 298 amino acids. The record is from RefSeq and is a predicted model, not a curated record. Gene Ontology annotation, cellular component: cytosol; nucleus; elongator holoenzyme complex. The transcript has 8 exons. Gene Ontology annotation, biological process: tRNA wobble uridine modification. Gene Ontology annotation, molecular function: tRNA binding.